UCGAUGCGCAGACCAGACUUGAAGUCGCAACCAUCAGACCACAUCAAGGAUUGUUCUCAUCAAUCACCACAGAUCGACCAACUCAUCUCCGAUUCCAACAGGUCGAUCAUCUCAUCAGACCCCAGCUCCUGCAUCAGACCAGUUCGUGGUGAUCAGGUCUCCACGAUCUUCUUCCACGAGCCCAGCCGCACACAAAACUGCCUGCAUCAGCACCAGACCGGCCUCCAGCUCUUCAGAAGGUUCCCAGACUCGGCUUUCACUCGCACUCGCACUCGCCGGCUCCACUUUGUUCUGAGGUUUUAAUCUUUUUCAACCCGUGCAAAAAAAAAAAAAAAUAUAUAUUUAUAUAUAUUAUUGCACGAUCUGUUCCGCUGCAUACUCUGUGAUUGUGUGAUAUUCCUUCUAUAUUAUUGCAAUGGGUGGUGAUGAAAAAGAAGGCCAGAGUUCUCAGAUCAAUGAGGUCCAGAAAGUUGAAGUUUCUGUCCCAUUUCAUCAGCAAGGACCUCCACCAGGCUUUCCCAAUCGCUCUCGUCCACAAUGUUCUUAUUGCAAUGAUGUUGGGCAUGUUCGCGCGACCUGUUGGAAAUUGAACCCACACCUUAAGACUAAACGACAAGGUUCUCAUCCUAAGGCGAAAGCAGCUGCUGUUCAAUUGGUCCAAGAACCAGAUUUCUAUGGAGUGGCUGGACAAGAUCAUCAUACAGCAGGUGGGGCUCCUCCUACUGCAUCUAUCGCUGGUCGUGGUAAGAUUGGAUCUUCUCACCAGGGAGCUAAUUGGGCGGGGGUAUCUGAGGGGCAGAUUGUUCCAUCUGGAUCAGACAUACGCUGGGGAGAAACCAGGAACACAGUCCCGCACCGCUUUGACUUCGACUUCUGACAAACUAAGUGAGAUUUGGUUGUGGCAUCGUCGAUUGGGGCAUCCAUCUUUUAGUCUUAUGAAAAAAUCCAUGCCUACUUUAUUUAUUGGUGUGAAUGAGUCUGUUUUGCGUUGUGAAACAUGUGUUUUAGCCAAAAGUCAUCGUGCUACUUAUUCUCCUAGUUUUUCAAAUAAAAGUGUCAUUCCUUUUGAGUUAA
Rosa chinensis is the source of this 1074-nucleotide messenger RNA. RefSeq lists its product as uncharacterized. The record is from RefSeq and is a predicted model, not a curated record. NCBI's taxonomy places the organism in Eukaryota, Viridiplantae, Streptophyta, Magnoliopsida, Rosales, Rosaceae. Bases 416 to 877 code for a protein of 153 amino acids. The transcript is spliced from 2 exons.